Exophiala viscosa is the source of this 639-nucleotide messenger RNA. RefSeq lists its product as uncharacterized. The transcript is spliced from 2 exons. NCBI's taxonomy places the organism in Eukaryota, Fungi, Ascomycota, Eurotiomycetes, Chaetothyriales, Herpotrichiellaceae. The record is from RefSeq and is a predicted model, not a curated record. The coding region runs from base 1 to 639 and encodes 212 amino acids.
AUGGAAGGCGUACAAACCGAAAGCAGCUUCGCUGCCAAAGCCUCAAACCAUAGCGAACGCUCGGCAAACGUCGUCUUUCAGGUCCGCGUCGUCGGAAACAAUCACAAUACUACACCUUUCACCAUGGUACAAGCAUCGAAGGCUCGAAAGAGAGACGAACUUUGGGAUGAGGUCGUCGCAAAGGUGCCCAUUGUGAUGGAUGAAAGAUACAUCGGAACCGAACAGCAAGCAGCCAAUCCAUUCCAUGCGGUUAUGGCUUGGGAAAAUGCAUCUGAAUAUUCACGCUGGUAUCAACGCAAUGUCAAUGAGGGCACGGCGAACACCCUCAAGAUCGAGAUACACUUCCAGAACAACCUGGUUGGGAAUGAGGAGUACUUCAAGCACUAUGAUGUGCUUGUGGACGCUGGCCUUGGGAAGGUCACCUUGGAAAAGAAGGACCUGAUGGAAUACCAUCUCGUUGCGCCGAUGGAGGUAAACCCCUUCAUCGCAGUCGUUCCUGGUACCAGUGAGUGGUUCCCAGAGCGCGAUGCCAUCGACUACCUCGCUGACGGUGGAGGAUGCCCAAUCUGCAAGGAGAAGGCCGAGACGCUGGGUUUGACGAGCGGCAGGAAUGGCAAGAAGAAGAAGGCCAAACGAUGA